AAUAUGAUUUAGUAACAGAAAGAAUACGUUUUGGAGUCAUAAAGCCCUGAGUUGAAUCCUUCUGCCGCUUGCUUGUGUGGCUUUGGGCAAAUUUCCCAUGUCUGAGCCUCAGUUUUCUUAUCUCUCAAGUGGGAGUGUCAGUCCAUAUUACAGCCCAGAUGGCCCUACUUGAUCUUGCCUCUGCCCACCUCUUCCAAGCAAUCCCUGAACUCAAGCCUCUCCAGCCAGGCUGGUCCCCCAUGUGGUUUCUCUAACACUCUGAGCUUGGGCUGCCUCAAGGCCUUUACAGCUGCUUUAGACCUGUUUCCUCUGUCUGGAAUGUUCUUUCUCCUGAUCUUGAUAGGGUAGAGACCUUUUUUUUUUCAGGUCUCUGCACAAAUAUUCUCUUCUUGGAGGUAAACAUCUUACCUGAAUGUCUUCCCCCUACCCCACCAUAGCUUUUAUCACUCCCUAAAGGUACAGUUUUUAUUUUUGUAUUAGCCAUCCCUCUGCGAAAAUAUAAGUUCAAUGAUCCAGGGUCUCUCUUUUUUUUUAACUGAUGUAUUCCUAGACCUAGAAUAGUGUCUGACACUAGUAAAUGCACGUAUCGUCAAACACAUGAAGGAUGAGUGGUUACUUUAGAGGGCUGCUGGGAGGAUAAAACGUGAUUAAAAUAGUUGUGUAUGAAAGUACUGAGCACAUGGCUGGCACAGAGUAAGUGGUUGUACUGAGUUGAGUAGUGUUCCCCCCACAUUGAUGUCCACCCAGAACCCAUGAAUGUGGCCUUAUUUGGAAAUAGACAUUUUGCAGAUGUAAUCAUGUUAAGAUGAGGUCAGACUGGAUUAGAAUGGGCCCUAAUCCAGUGUCUGGUGUCCCUAUAAGGGAAAUUUGGGCAGAGAGAGUCACAUAGGCACAGCCCGUGACAACUGAGAAAGUUUAGAGUGGGGGUGCCACAAGCCAGAGACCACCCCACACAACAACCUUAUAAGAAUGACAGGAAGGGAGGAUUAUCAUUUCAUCACAGGAGGAAACUGAGGCACACAGUUUAAUCACAAGCCACUGGAAGCUGGAGUCAGUACCUGGGGAUGAAAUGCAUUGUCUGAAUAAGCAAUUUUUUGGCCUUCUGCUCCAUGUGCUGUGUUUGGCUUUGCCUCUUUUUCCUAAUUGGGAGAAAGGAAAAUUGAACUCGGGAGAUACAUUACUCAGAUGUCUUCAAUGGGAGAACACAUUUAACACACGAAAAGAAUAAGUCCUAAACCACUACCAUUCCAGCUUCUAAAACUAAACCACAGGGUUUGGUCCCAGUGGCUGUAAACGAGAGCAACACUGGGGAGAGGAACCUUCUGCUUCUAAUUGAACAUCUCUGUGUGGGACACAGCUGGAUUGGGACAGCAGCUGUGCUUCUUCCUAAGUUAGGUAGAAAAUAUUUCCCAAGAGUUUCAUUGCUCUCUCAGCCUGCUCUCCCAGCCACCUUGAUCUUGCUUGUCCAGGCAGGACGGCAAAGGAGAGCAGAAACUCAGGCAUAGGGAGACCAAGUCAUCCUUGAAAGCUGCAUCCAGACUUAAUGGCCUGACACAAGGUCGUGACAGGUGCUCCUCCACCGUCAUUUGUGCUACCAAAUACUUCGCCGAGGCUUUGCGCUGGGCUACCAGGAAAUGCUCAGCCUUGCUGCAAAUCCAAGACAGAAGGAUUGAAUUGCAUUUUCCUUGCAGGCUGGUCAGCUGGGCCUAAUUUGGCUUUGCCUUUCACUCCCUGUGAGGAAGCGGAGAGGGCUUCGCUCAGAUUUCAGUGCCCCUAGAAGAUUCAGGAGGAGGGAAAACCAAGGUCGCCCCGCAGGAUGUUUUCUUUGCCGUUUUGCUGAGAUCCCUAAAACAGAUGCAGGUGCGGGGAGAAGACGACUCCUCCUCCCCAUCUUUCAACACCUAGUUAUCUUUGGGUCUAAAGUUCUAGAAGCGGGGCGGGGUGGGGGUGGGGCGGCAGAAGGCACCAUCUUAAUGCGGAAAAGAAAGAAUAGCGUUUCCUCUCCACCUGUCUAAAGCAUUCCCCAGUUGCCAACUCACAAGGGUAAGCGCAGGAACAGGGAGGAUGACUCAGGGUCCACUUUGAACCCCGCUCGCUUCGUAAGCAAGGUGGAAGAACAUAGGGCCCGCGGGGAGACGUUGCAUCACGGAAAGUUUGGCAAGAACUCGGGGAGCUCGCUCCACCUGCCAGAAGUGGGCAAAGGCAGGACUCCAGGCUGGAUAGCCGGGAACCGAAGGGGAAAUCCGUCCUCACAUUGAGGUCAAUAGUGAAAGGAGGGUCACUAGGCGAUCUGCCAGCGCACGCCAGUAUGGAGCUGUGCUGGCCCCCACGUGCUCGGCCGCUCCCCAUUAGGCGGUACUUCUGCACCAGUCGCGGGGGGGGGGGCGCAGAGAGGAGCGGUGUAGACACCUGUACACUUUCGCCCAGUUCCGAGCGGGCCGGAUGCCAGGGACAGCCCGAGGCCGCCACGGCCGGCGGAGGAGGAAAGGAGAACCGAAACGCCCUGCGCAAGGCUUAUGUACAGAAGUACGUUGUGAAGAAUUAUUUCUACUAUUACCUAUUCAGAUUUUCAGCCGCUUUGGGUCAAGAAGUGUUCUACAUCACGUUCCUUCCAUUCACUCACUGGAAUAUUGACCCUUAUUUGUCCAGAAGACUGAUGAUCAUAUGGGUUCUGGUGAUGUAUAUUGGCCAGGUGGCCAAGGAUAUCUUGAAGUGGCCCCGCCCCUCCUCGCCUCCCGUGGUGAAACUGGAGAAGAGGGUGAUCGCAGAAUAUGGGAUGCCAUCCACCCACGCCAUGGCAGCCACCGCCAUCUCCUUCACCCUCCUCAUCUCCACCAUGGACAGGUACCAGUAUCCCUUCGUCUUGGGACUGGCGUUGGUCGUGGUGUUCUCCUCCUUGGUGUGUCUCAGCAGACUGUACACGGGGAUGCACACAGUCCUGGACGUGCUGGGUGGCGUCCUGAUCACUGCCGUCCUCAUCAGCCUCACCUACCCUGCCUGGACACUGAUCGAUCGCCUGGACUCGGCCAGCCCCCUCUUCCCUGUGUGUGUCCUAGUGGUACCCUUCUUCCUGUGCUACAAUUACCCCGUGUCUGAUUACUACAGCCCGACCCGAGCAGACACCACCACCAUUCUGGCCGCCGGGGCAGGGGUGACCAUAGGAUUCUGGAUCAACCAUUUUUUCCAGCUCGUGUCCGAGCCCACGGAAUCUCUCCCUGUCGUUCAGAACAUCCCACCGCUCACCAGGGACAUGCUGGUGCUGGGUCUGACCAAAUUCACCGUGGGAAUUGUGCUGAUCCUCCUGGUGCGUCAGCUUGUCCAAAAUCUCUCCCUGCAAGUGUUGUACUCGUGGUUCAAGGUGGUCGCCAGGAACAAGGAGGCCAGGCGGAGGCUGGAGAUCGAAGUGCCUUACAAGUUCGUCACCUACACAUCCGUUGGCAUCUGUGCCACCACCUUCGUGCCAAUGCUCCACAGGUUUCUGGGAUUACCCUGAGCCUCAAACGGUUGGAAAUGAGCUCACUGGACUGGAGAGCAAGACAUCAAAAAUUGUCGAGUGGGAAGGUCUUAACACAUUUUUCUUUAAGGAAAAAAAUUCCUUAAGUCACAUGUCUGUUUUGCUGAUAUCUGAGAUAAAUGCUGCAGCUGUAUGGAAGGAAACAUUUUCUCACAGGGACCACUAGCCUAUACGGGUCAUGUUACAGGUGAAGCCAGGCUAAAACCCACAGUUGAGUUCUUUAAGCAGCCCUCCCACCCUCUACCCUGUGUGUUACUCGGAUGUUGAACUGGUCCUGGCCUGGCAGGACUCAUGGCCUGGCAGGAGCAGCGCCAAGCCCUCCUCCCACCCCCUACCCACGCCUGGGUUCUGAAAAGCCUAAAAAGAUAGGAAUGAUCCAGGAGCCUGGAUGUCGGGCAUUUCUUUUCAGUUGUGACCUUGCCCAGCACUGAGGCUUAUUUCCAAAAUGUUGCUCCAAGAGAAAGGGUGGUGCCACUUAAAACUGCGUCCCUUAAACAGGGUGACUUUCUCGUCAUUGUGAUCACAUUAGAUCCUGCCUGCUUGGGGGGAGCAGCGUACAGUCAUCCUCGACGUGAUGCGUGAAAGGGGGUUGGGAAGCUGCAAGGUCAUGGGUAAGAGCCUGCUUUCCUUAGGAGUCCUGGUCUCUGUCGGGUGCAUUUUGAACAGGGAUCCACUCCCCCUUGUUUGUACACCUUGCAGAAUUCCAGGUACUUUUUUUUUUUUUCUUUCAGGGCCACACCCACACCUAUGCAAGUUCCCAGGCUAGGGGUCCAAACAGAGCUAUAGCUACCAGCCUACGCCAGAGCCACAGCAACACGGGAUCCGAGCUGCGUCUGUGACCUACACCACAGCUCACGGCAACGCCGGAUCCUUAACCCACUGAGGGAGGCCAGGGAUCGACCCCUCACUCAACCUCAUGGUUCCUCGUCAGAUUCGUUUCCACUGAGCCACAGCGGGAACUCCCCAGGUAACAUUUCUAUCCUCUCUAACCCAUGGACCCACCGGAUGUUUCCACCUCACUUCAUCCGAGUUGCUCUGGGGCUCUGCUCUCUCCUGCGUCAGAGCAUCUUGGGACAAGCCCUCUGCCCAUCUUCAGGUUUUUGCUUCCUUACAAACUGGGAAGGCACUGUCAUCUGCCUAUGAAAGGGGAUCAGUGGAACCGAAGAACAGAACCCUUCCUAACCCUUCCUGACCCUUCCUGACCAGGAGGAAUAGCCCUUCUUCCCGAACCUUGUUCCUCCAUUGCUUAGUUACUUUGCAUAAAUCUCUUUUCUCAUCUGCUAAAUAGAAUCAGGGGUUCCCUUUCCCAUCUUACCUCCACUUGUCUCAGCAAUGUUAAGGGUGAUUAAUGCAAAAACAAUGUCUGCCUCUCUUAAGAAAACAAGCUGACCAAAUACAGUGCCCUUUAAACCUGGGCUGAGUCCCUUAGACUUAGGAAGGCGAUCCUUAUAAAGACACCUCCUUUUCCAGUUCGAAGCUGUGGUGCAAGUUCAGUCCCUGGCCCCAGAACUUCCACAUGCCUCAGGCAUGGCCAAAAAACAAAGAAUGAGAAGCAGGUAUCAACAGUGUUCUUAAAUGUGAGUGUGAGCCUAUCGUUAACGAAGGGUCUCUUGCAAUGCAGUGCUUGAGCCUCUGAAGCCAAUGACUUAUAAUCCUCCUGCAUCCUCACCACAGACACACUCUGGGGGGGAAAUUAGCCUAGUUAGGCUCUUACCUCUGCAUCCAACAUGAAAACUGAAAACCCCGAUUGUUCUGAUUUUGAACACGCACCCUGGCCUUUUGGUUGGGAUGGUCUUUGGUGUUUGACGUAGUGCUCCAGUUUCUUGAGAGUAAUUGUUAGUAAGACAUUCUGUCUGUCCUUCAAAUUAAUCUGAGAUUUUUCAUAGCUAGAAGGCAGGGGUUCAAAUGACCUUUUCUUAGAUCGUGCCCUGAGCAAUAUUUGUGGCCCCUUGAUGGGUGGAGUGUGCAGAGAGUCACAGCUUACCGACAUGCCCGGCCUAGGCAGGAGGGCAGUGCAUGGGCCACUUUCACGUAUCUCCGUCCCCGCAGCCUGCCACACCCAAGAUCACAGUGCUGGGUAUAAUAUUUAUGCAAAAUGAUUUCAGUUGAUUUUUCUGAAGCUAACUGAUAAAAGCAUCAGCUUUAACUACCUGCAUCUUUUGAGAAGGGCCAUAAUUACUGUCACAACAGUGGGUGUUGGCAGUUCAUGUGUGUGUGUGUGUGCGUGUAAUUUCUACUCCCUUCCCUUUAUUUUUCUCUUUUUAGGGCUGCAUUUGUGUCAUAUGGAAGUUCGACCCCCAGGCUAGGAGUCGAAUCAGAGUUGCAGCCGCUGGCCUACAGCACAGCCACAGCAACUCGGGAUCCAAGCCGCCACAUCUUCGACCUACACCACAGCUCACAGCAGUGCUGGAUCCUUAACCCACCGGACGAGACCAUGUCCUCAUGGAUACUAGUUGGGUGCGUUGCCCCUGGGCCACGAAGGGAACACUCCCACUCUCCCUUUUAAGUCCCAACAACAGGAAUAGGACUGCAGUCAUCUGUGUUGAUGUAUCUAAGGCUGCAUUUACACCAUUUGGUUGAGGACGAAUAUAUUAGCCACAGCUCAUGAAAGAAGGACCUUUGGAUUUGUCAGGUUGGUGACUUUUUGAAGUCUUUUGUUCCAGCAACUGGAGAAUAAAAAGUGUGUAUUGGUGAAGCGCAGUUUAGUUUCCGGGCACUACUGCUCUGUGGCCUAGAAUCAGGCAGAAACCUAUUGGAAAGGUCGUUUCCCGAGUCAGACUCCUGCUUUGCCAGCCCUUUUCAUUCACUUUACACAGCACUUCACUCCAUUAAACCCUCCCACCCUCUCAGUCACCCUAAGACCUUUGGAUUUUCUCUCUGGGGAAAGACUGCCCCCUGCUGGUUUCACCUCAGACUUGGUAAAGAGCCUCUCCCUUGAGCUGGAGUCUUAGAGAUUAAGAGUUUAAAAAUCAAGCUCACGGUGAUGUAGCCAAUCUACGCUUAGGACCUGUGGUGUGGCCAGCCCUGCAUUUGCAAAGUGUGGCACCAGAGCCCUUGGGUUCGCUGGCCCCUCCAGGUAGAAUGGCAUGCCCUUUGCCCGACUGUGCUAGUGCAGCCUCCAGCCCUCUACCACUCUGGACCAAGGCAUCCAUCCUGUGAAUGUCCUUCAUCUUUGGAGGCCAGCUUUGCUCAGACCUGCACCAUAACAGAAUAUGCAGAAGAAAAAAUAUGGAAAAGACUAAAGAUCCUAAAUGACUAAAAUCACUCUUCAGUGUGCUUGCAGGUGCCACUGUAACUUCAGGAUUUUUUUUUUUUUUUUUUUUUUUUUUUUUUUUUUUUUUUUUUUGCACAAAUAGGCAACUCAUGCUUCCUGAGUGUAACCAAAGCAUGUGGUGUUUCGGGGCCAUAUGCUCCGGGUUUCUAUUUUGGAAACUUUCAGCUGUCUUGCUUAUACACUGUAUGUAAAUUUAUUCUUUUUAAAAUAAAACCUUUCUGUUUGAUUAUGACUUAUUAAAUACUUUAAAAGCCAA
Messenger RNA from Sus scrofa (pig), 7044 nucleotides. It is a transcript of the gene SGPP2, whose product is annotated as sphingosine-1-phosphate phosphatase 2. Gene Ontology annotation, cellular component: endoplasmic reticulum membrane. Gene Ontology annotation, molecular function: sphingosine-1-phosphate phosphatase activity. NCBI's taxonomy places the organism in Eukaryota, Metazoa, Chordata, Mammalia, Artiodactyla, Suidae. The record is from RefSeq and is a predicted model, not a curated record. Gene Ontology annotation, biological process: sphingosine metabolic process.